This is a messenger RNA of Haplochromis burtoni (Burton's mouthbrooder), 1347 nucleotides long. Its product is annotated as mitochondrial uncoupling protein 2. Gene Ontology annotation, cellular component: mitochondrial membrane. The transcript is spliced from 6 exons. Lineage: Eukaryota; Metazoa; Chordata; Actinopteri; Cichliformes; Cichlidae. Bases 286 to 1206 code for a protein of 306 amino acids. Gene Ontology annotation, biological process: mitochondrial transport; response to cold; mitochondrial transmembrane transport. Gene Ontology annotation, molecular function: oxidative phosphorylation uncoupler activity. The record is from RefSeq and is a predicted model, not a curated record.
GGCCAGGCUUCACUCGUCGGCUGCGCAGUCAGGUGUUUGUUGACAUGCAAAGAUACCGACUUAGUUCAGUUUGCUUUCGACUUCUUGUCGUGAGCGUUUCUGUGUAAUGGCACAACGACGCUGUUCCCUUCAAACUCCAAACUUUCUUUUGCAUGGAGCUUGACCUACAUCGCUUUUAUUCGUUUCCGUACACGAAGGAUGAAAUGAUGAUUAGUCCUUCAAUGCGCACUUUGUUAUUUAAGUUUUGUUGUUGCUGAGGCUUGCUGUUGAGCUCAGGCACUGAUCAUGGUUGGAGGGAGAGCGGCUGAUUUGGCGCCCACAACUGCUGUUAAAAUCUUCUCAGCUGGAACAGCAGGCUGCGUGGCGGACCUAGUCACCUUCCCACUGGACACCGCCAAAGUCCGGCUACAGGUGCAAGGUGAAUCCAAGCCCUUACUGAAAGGCCAGAGGGCGGAAUACCGAGGUGUUUUUGGCACCAUCUUCACCAUGGUGAAGACAGAGGGGCCGAGGAGUCUGUACAGCGGCCUGGUGGCAGGGCUGCACAGGCAGAUGAGCUUCGCCUCGAUCCGCAUCGGCAUGUAUGACACCAUGAAGCAGCUCUACACCCGAGGCUCAGAAAAUGCUGGACUCGGGACUCGACUGCUGGCAGGUUCCACCACAGGAGCGAUGGCCGUGGCUUUUGCUCAGCCCACUGACGUGGUGAAAGUCAGGUUCCAGGCUCAGGCCCUGCGCCCUGAGAGCGGCUCUGUCAAGAGAUACAGCAGCACGACUGAUGCCUACAGGACCAUUGCCAGGGACGAAGGUUUUAAAGGCCUCUGGAAAGGUUGUCUUCCAAAUAUAACUCGUAACGCCAUCGUAAACUGCUCUGAGCUUGUGACCUAUGACAUAAUGAAAGAGCUCAUCUUGAAGUAUAACCUGAUGACAGACAACAUGCCGUGCCACUUCACCGCAGCAUGUGCAGCCGGUUUCUGCACCACGAUUGUAGCAUCCCCUGUGGAUGUGAUAAAGACACGCUUCAUGAACUCAGUGCCUGGGCAGUACAGCGGUGCUGUUAACUGUGCUAUAACCACGCUGAUUAAAGAAGGACCAACAGCUUUCUACAAGGGCUUUGUGCCCUCAUUCCUUCGCCUGGGUUCCUGGAACAUUGUGAUGUUUGUGAGCUACGAGCAGAUAAAGAGAGCUGUGAUGAGGUUUCAGCAGUUCUGAAAAUCUUUGCUCGGACCUGUUUGCCUGUUGGUUUGAUACUGAAGCCAUUGUAGCACAGUUAUUGUUGUUGGUUUAGACCUUUUCACCCUCAGGAAUAAAAGUGCACAUCUAACAAGGAGAAACUGCAGUGAUGAUUGAUUU